AUGACACCGCCCAGCGACCCGAUGCACUCCGAGCCCUUGACUCUGGACACCCGCCUACCAAGAGCCGAGAGGGACCAAUCACUGCAAGAAGAAGAGGAGGGCAGGGCAACAGUCGAGUUGGCCAACAUUAUGACCACAGCCUCAAACCCGGUAUCGCCGGGUUCGUCCAGCCCACCACUCGACCAGGUUGGGCUGCAAGAUUUCAUCCCACCCACCCGUCCAAGCAGCACCCCGUUUCCGCACGCGGAUCCUCGAAAUGCCACGAUGCGAAGAGCCACUUGUCCCGCCGAGGACCUGAUGGAUCUAGACGAGCCUGGCCACUGUCAACCGUCUUCCGGCGCUCUGCCCGGUCCGAGCCAAAGCGUUGGCGUUAACCUCAACCAUCUCCCCGCCGAGAUCCACGAAUGCAUCCUCGACCACUUGUUCGGCUUCCGCAUUUCGCCAGCCUCAAAGAGCUCCAUUGUACGAUGGGGCACCGCACUGAGGCACUCGCGGCGAAGGGAACUGUCAGAGUUAUCGUUGGUCAGCAGUGUAUGGAGGAUCCUGAUCCAGGAGCGACUAUAUCGGCACAUCAAGCUCAAGGCCACGAUCGAAUCAUUGCGCGGCUCGUUUUCCUGGUUCUGCCAGAACCCGCAUUUGCGCUGCUACGUCAAGCAUAUCGAGGUCUGGUUUCCCGUCUUCCAGCCAAAGUACGGCCCCUUGGCAGUCUCCAACACCAAUGUUUUGCCUACCGUCACUGCCGAUGGCUUGACCAAUGCGACCUACCUAUUACCGGGGAACAAUUGCUCCCUAGAAGAGGCCUUCUACUUCGUCGCCGAGACCUUUCCUGAAGUUUCCGUCCUUACCCUAGAAGGUGGCGAAAGAAAGAAAGCGCCGAAAGUGCGACAUUGGAUUCGGGAAGAACGCGGGCAGCUUAGGGCGAUGCCCAAGGUCGAAACCAUUCGGACACUUAUCUGCAAGGGACAGUGGAACCUGAUCAGGAGCCUGCAAGACUGGGAAGCCAUCAUGUCGGCUCUCCCCAACUUGCAGGAAUGGCACGGUUCCUACAGCAAGCCCAAGUCCAAGAGUUAUCUCACCAUGGCUGAAGUCCUUGGGCAGCCCAUGAGCCUGUCCACCCUUAAUCUCUGCAUUGAAGGCGAUUAUCGGCGAGAACUAUCCUUUCCACAUUACUUCAACAAAGUCAGGACAAAGGUGCAUUUCUGCUCGACCCUAGCACAAGCUGCAGCAUUACCUUCUAUGGAACACUUUUCUUACACGGGAAGGGUUUGCAAACAGUUUUUCAUUGACCUGGCACACCGGUUGAAGGACAUCCGAAAUCCACGUCUCAAAUCGAUCGAUAUUACAGUCAAGAACUGCUGCCGAAACGUGGCACACUGGAACGAAUCUGGGUCGGGAAUCACAGACAUGUUUUUUAUCAAGGCGUUUGAGGCUCUGGUACUCGCGGGUAUCCGCUCUUUGGAGAAGCUGACUUCGGUUAAAUACCUGCGCAUACGCUAUGUCGACCUUGAUUCUCCCGUUCCCCCGUUAAAUCCAUACUUCCAGUUACGCAACGGUUGGGCAUCCGGUGUCUGGAGCGAGGUAAUUGUUAGCGAACUCAACCGCGUCCGGCCCUCGGUGCGCUUCGAGGAAUUGUCCGAGUCGUUUGGUGAGGUUGGCUACAGCAAAGAUGGCAGAAUGGUCAUCAACCCUGACUUCCCCAGGGCCAGGGCUCUGUCGCUGAAGUUGUCCAACUAUCGUUUGCUGAGCGGUGGCAUUUCCAUUUCCCAUUCAGUCUGAAUGGUUGUUGCGGCUCGGUACCCAAUUUGCCCCUGAUUAGCAUAAAGCCCCAAAGAUAUACUGUAUCUUU
Molecule: messenger RNA, 1846 nt
Organism: Neurospora tetrasperma FGSC 2508
Lineage: Eukaryota; Fungi; Ascomycota; Sordariomycetes; Sordariales; Sordariaceae
Exons: 2
Coding region: 1-1776 (591 amino acids)
Source: RefSeq, a predicted model, not a curated record